AUGAACGUUGAGUCCCACACCUCAAAAAGAGGAGAGAAACAAAGAAAGAGACUAAUGGAUUCCAUAGCCUUUUUGCUGGUACUAUCUUUUGUGUUGACGUGCAUUCAUAUCCUGACCAUCUACAAUUCAUGCCGGCGGAAUUCCGGCAAAGCUAGACUGCCUCCUGGCCCCUACCCUUUUCCAAUCAUUGGUAACAUCUUCGAACUUGGCCACAAACCCCACCAAUCACUUGCCAACCACGCGAAAAUCCAUGGUCCUUUGAUGUCUCUUAAACUGGGGAGCAUAACAACAAUGGUCGUAUCAUCACCCCAAAUGGCAAAACAAGUGUUACAACAACACGAUCAGGCCUUCUCCUGCCGAACUGUUACGGAUGCUCUACACGCACUUGACCAUCACAAGGUUUCUAUGCCAUUGUUGCCGGCAAAUAGUGCAUGGCGCAAUCUUCGGAAGAUAAGCAAAGAGCAAUUUUUUUCAAUGCAACGCCUUCACGCCGGUCAAGGCCUUCGCCGGAAAAAGUUGUAG
Molecule: messenger RNA, 522 nt
Organism: Ilex paraguariensis (yerba mate)
Lineage: Eukaryota; Viridiplantae; Streptophyta; Magnoliopsida; Aquifoliales; Aquifoliaceae
Source: the annotation of a GenBank genome assembly